Molecule: messenger RNA, 2735 nt
Organism: Drosophila rhopaloa
Lineage: Eukaryota; Metazoa; Arthropoda; Insecta; Diptera; Drosophilidae
Gene: TBC1D23
Product: TBC1 domain family member 23
Exons: 3
Coding region: 190-2262 (690 amino acids)
Biological process (GO): retrograde transport, endosome to Golgi
Cellular component (GO): trans-Golgi network
Source: RefSeq, a predicted model, not a curated record
ACGUAACCAUCUCCCGUUUCAAAAAACGUAACCAAAAUUCGAUCAAAAUAAAUUUGGAAUAUCACAAAAAUCAUUAUUCGCAUUUGAAAUAUAAAGAAAAUGCACCUGCCUGGCCAGCCUCAGCUUAAGAGAGUGCAUUAAACACAGCAUUUGGAAACGGAAACGAAUGAAUUAGCCAAAAACGCAGUCAUGGAGGAGAAUAUGUGGAUCAUUGAGCUGGAAUCGGCGCUACUCGACGACUGCAAUGUGAACGAUAUCUAUGGAAUUUGUCAGGGCAAAGCUGUGCCGGAGGCUCUGCGGCCGGACGUGUGGCAGGUGUGCCUGGACGUGCGCCACAAAUCGGACCAGAUGUCGCUCUUCAACGAGAUCUACGACCUGCCCUUCCAGAGCCAACUGCGCGAGGAUUGCCAACGGCACGUCGACCGAAUGGGCAACGAUGAGGAGGAUAAGGUCUCUGUGGUGUCCGACCUGGAGUCCAUUAUCACGUUCUACUGCAAGAACCGAAAUCUUCAAUACGAGCCGGAGAACGGUUGGAUAGAGCUUUUGCUCCCACUCUUCGCUUUGAAACUGAACCGCUCGGAUACCUUCAACCUGUUCGAGUCCAUAAGGGAUACCUAUAUACCCAAGGGCUGCCGGCCCAAGGGCAACGUCUUCCAUGUUUUCCGGCUGCUCCUGCUCUACCACGAUCCCGAGCUGUGCACCCUGCUGGACACCAAGAAGAUCACGCCCGAUUUGUACUCGCUGACCUGGUUCCAGUCACUGUUCGCCUCCUGCAGCAGCCUGUCGGUGAUCAUUGCCAUGUGGGACCUGUACUUCCAAAACGCUGACCCAUUCAUGGUCUUCUUCCUCGCGCUGAUUAUCCUGAUCAACGGAAGGGAGCAGAUCCUGCAGAUGCGGAGCUCGUCCAAGGAGGAGAUCAUCAAGUUCCUGGCCCUAAUGCCGUGCGCCCUGGAAUUUGACGAUGUCCCCGACUUUUGCUCUUUGUCCCAGUACUAUGCGCUCAAGACACCCACUUCUUUCAAGACGGAUUACCUGAAGGCGCUGUACGGCAAACAAAACGAUACGCCGCGCAGCCAGGAGGAGGCGAACAAGGUGUCUCAGGCCCUGUGUUUGCCCGUCUCCGUUUAUGAGCUGGUGGAGAACUCUGCCACAGAAUUCCCCGUGCCGGAUGCAGUGCGUUUCUUUCUCGUCGACUGCCGACCGGCAGAGCAGUACAACGCCGGCCAUCUGUCCACGGCAUUCCACCUGGACUGCAACCUGAUGCUCCAGGAACCGGUCGCCUUCGCCACCGCCGUCCAGGGCUUGCUCACCGCCCAGCGGCAGGCCAUCGAGGCCAACUCGAAUGCCGGCGGCGAGCAUUUGUGCUUCAUGGGCAGCGGUCGUGUCGAAGAGGACCAAUAUACGCACAUGGUGGUGGCCUCAUUCCUGCAGAAGAACACCCACUACGUGUCGCUGCUGACCGGCGGCUACGCCUCCAUCCACGACUACUUUGGCGACCACAUGGCCGACUGUCUGGAGGAUCACAAUGUGCGCAAGUGCCUCGUCUGCCAGCAGCACAACGUCCAGCAGCAGACAAAAUCAGCGCCGCUAAAGGCCUCGACGCCCUCGUCCACGGACCUGUUCAGCAAGUUCUCCGCCGCCAUGAAGUCAAAGUCGGCGGAGGUCAAAGGCAAACUGCUGGACAUCAUUGUGAAUCCCAGUGCCAACGGCGGAGCCUCGGCCAGCGGCUCAAAUGGAGUGCAGGCGACACCGGCCCAGGAACGUCAUGUGAGUGCCAAGGAGAGAAACGGAAAGCGCUACCGCAAUGUGGCGCCUGUCUUCAGCAUUGACGACGAGAACGAAGAACCGUUCGACGGGGCGGGGGAGCGGGAUGAUCAACCGCUGGCCGGCGACGGCAAGGAAAUCGUGAAUCUGAAUCAGUACUUCAAGACGGCGGACAUCAUCAACGCUUUCAAGUGCCAGGAGGUGCACAUGAGCGGCUACAUGUACGACAGUCACUUGAUAAUCACGCCCGGCCAACUGGUGGUGCUAAGGGAGCUGGGACGUGGCCAGGCCCAGAUCAUGGUGCGCCGACCGCUGGCGAGCAUCGUGAAGAUCACGGCCAAGAAACGGCACCGCGACCUGAUCACCUUCAAAUACGGAUUCCCCGACGGAGACGGCCUGCUCAUCACGGACAUGGACCGCUUCCUCAUCCCGAAUGCCGCCGAGGCAACGGCCCUGGUCUCCAGUCACAUAAUGAAGGUGCUGGACAACGCCAAGUAGGAUAUAUUGAACAACCUCCACGUGCUUUUCUGGUUUCCCCCUUCACCACACUAAGCUUUAUUUCAUACACAAUCACAAAUGGACAGAAACUGAAUCGAAAAUCAGAGACACGAAGUGCAAUGCGCUGUUGAGAGCGCUGUAACUAGUUUGUAAUUGGCAAUGUUUUCCUUGUAGUAGCUGACAAAUUGUAGUUCUUAUUGUAAAAGAAGGCCUGGAUGCAAUUGUAACAUAGAGCACUCGGUGCACAGUCCGGAAAGGGAGAAAAUAGAGGAACGUAGUCCCGAUCACAUCGCCAGCAUGCCCUGCCCCUGGCCCCGAUUUUCUAAAUUUCUAAGUGCAAAGAAAGGAAACCCUAACUGAAGCCUUGAGACUUACAACGUGUAAAUGAAGAGAGUAACUAAUAUUUAUUGCAAUUAAACCAAACAAAUAAACCUGUAUUAUAAUCGACACAAUAAGUACAUAGUUCAAACAAU